This is a messenger RNA of Drosophila biarmipes, 1324 nucleotides long. RefSeq names its product thyrostimulin beta-5 subunit (gene Gpb5). The record is from RefSeq and is a predicted model, not a curated record. The coding region runs from base 761 to 1252 and encodes 163 amino acids. Gene Ontology annotation, cellular component: extracellular region; cytoplasm. The transcript has 3 exons. Gene Ontology annotation, molecular function: hormone activity. Gene Ontology annotation, biological process: G protein-coupled receptor signaling pathway. NCBI's taxonomy places the organism in Eukaryota, Metazoa, Arthropoda, Insecta, Diptera, Drosophilidae.
AAAUUCCGGUCCGGUGGGAAUAAUUACUUCCCGCUAUAACCUAGUUGUACUUUCAAUUGAAAUACUCGUCGAAUGUAACCGCAACUGUCAAGAUCGGGUGCUCCGUUUAAAAGUAAUACGCAAAACAUAAUUUUUAAGGUCUAAUCAAAUUGAAAAUUUUAUUUUGUUUGUCAGUUUAGAGUCAGCUCAGCUGUAAAUAGCUAAAUUUUGUAUACCCGUAACAUGUGAAGUACUGUUUCGAAAUAUUAUGGACGCCUUUUAAGCACGAUUUGUCUAAGUACUACAGUUUAAAAAGUUUUUUUUAGCCCUUUUCCAGAUUUUUCAAAACCGACUCUAACGAUUUAAAAAAAAAUCUUAAAGUUUAUACCUCUUGAGAUUCCUCAACUUACCAGUUUCAAAGUUAAUAAUCAACAAAAAUGGCAAAAAUAUUAUAUUUCAGAGCGUCCUACACUGCCUGACCUUUUUAUGUGCGAAACUAAACUCCAUUUGAAGUUCCUAAAAAUUUAAUAUGAUGUUAAACAGUUCAAUAUUAGAAACAUUUUUGGAAAAACUAGAUAGUUUGUUUCAGCGGGGUGCCACGCCAACAAACGGCUUAAACGCUUAAAUCUAUCUGCCGCCCACAUAACAUCUACUAAAUUAGCCGGGGUUGUAUCCAGCCACUGCUGGCAGCGCAGGCUCAGUGUACGCGUGUGGCGUACCCAUAAAUAGACGGUAUAAGUCGUUGGGAACGCAGUUGACAAGGAGAAUCACAGCACAAACCAUGAUUGUUGGCUAUGCAAUUUUGAUCCUAGCUCUCUCCAUAGGGACUGUUACAUCUGCGAACUUGGUGGAGUUUGAGCCCAUCAACAGCGAACCUAUUGUGGCGCCAUUGGGCUGCCAUCGUCGGGUAUAUACGUAUAAAGUAACGCAGUCUGAUGUAUUGGGGCACGAGUGCUGGGACUAUGUGAGCGUAUGGUCGUGCUGGGGACGAUGCGACUCCAGCGAGAUCUCUGAUUGGAAGUUCCCUUAUAAACGUUCGUUCCAUCCCGUCUGCGUCCACGCAAAGCGGCAGCCAGUUAUAGCAAACCUGAAAAAUUGUCACCCAAAAGCGGACAAGAGCGUUAGCUACUAUCAGUACACAGAGGCCGUGAACUGUCACUGCCAGACGUGCUCCACGCAAGAUACUAGUUGUGAGGCACCGGUCAAUAACAUGAUGAAUAGGGGCAGCAAGGCAAUCAUGGUGGGGGCCGAUACUGGGAACUUGGACUACUAAGACAUUCUUAACUAAUUUGUGUAGAAUAAUGGGGUGGCUUCAAAUGCAAUAAAACACAUUUUAUCUAUACAA